Molecule: messenger RNA, 1290 nt
Organism: Danaus chrysippus (African queen)
Lineage: Eukaryota; Metazoa; Arthropoda; Insecta; Lepidoptera; Nymphalidae
Source: the annotation of a GenBank genome assembly
AUGGAAGAUAUCCAGAAUGUUUUAAUUACAAAUUCAGAAGGUGUCUUAAAUAAGGAUUAUAUUUCAGGCUUUAUACAGAAACCUGAACAAGACGGAUCGGCUGUUUUUAUUUGUCGCAUUUGCAAGAAGACAUUUUAUAAUGCUAACGCACUUCAAAAUCAUAAGAAUUUGCAACAUGACGAUAUUGGUUCUCUUUCUGAUGAUGAUAAUAUUUCUUAUUCAGUCAAAACCAAUGACCAGAUUUAUGAAGAUCUCUGUGGUUUUAAAUUCAUUCCUCUAAAGAAAAACGAAGAUUUGAUUACAGAGGAGGAUGGCAUUUUAAAACGCACGUUUAGUUGUGAUACCAGCUACCUCAUUGUGAAAUAUGAAAGUAAUGAAAGUGUAGGUGUAAAGAGAUCUCGUUUGGAUAACAUGAUUCGAAAAAUUCAGUCGAAGCCAGAAAAGAAACCAGUCGAUCUGAGGGGACCAUUUACGUGCACACUGCCCUCGACUUUGCGACCCAGUGUACAAUGUCGCCAGAUUUUUUUUAACUGUUGCGAAUAUUCGUUACAUUAUCGAGAAGAACAUACCAAACGACGGAAAGCAGCUUUACGCUGUCAAGUUUGCGAGAAACGUUUGGACAGGGAUUUUUUACCAACAACAACUCUAACUGAGCAAUUAAACACCCAAAACACUUCGUCUUUCUCGUGUCGUAUAUGUGGAUUUACAUUUUUAGAUAGUACAGAUUUCGAUGAACAUAAUCGCAUAGUGCACGCGAAAAUGAAACCACACCAGUGUAGUUUGUGCUCCAAACGAUUCACACAACUUGGUGGUCUGCAACAGCACAUGCGUAUGCAUACAGGAAUACGUCCCUUCGUAUGCAAAUUUUGUUCAAAAGCAUUUACGCAAAAGGCUGGUUUGGAUCAACAUUUACGAACUCACACUAAGGUAAAACCAUUUAAGUGUAUCAUUUGUUGCAAAUGCUUUUCGCAGUCGGUUCAUUUACGUCAACACAUGCGAACACAUACAAAUAUCCAGCCUUUUGGAUGUCCUAUAUGCAAUAGGAGAUUUAAACAGAGUAGCCAUUUAAACUUUCAUAUGCGUUCUCAUGUUGGAGAAGCGAGUGCUUUGAUUAUGGAACAAUAUGCUCAAGCUAUGCAGCAACAAGGUCAAAUGGACUUUCUCAAUUUUUCAAAAGUGCUGCCAGUUCAGGACGGUGAAACCAUUUACUAUUCUGCUGAAUUAGCUUCGAUGCCUCCGGAAGCCGGUGCAGCUAAUAGUAAAUAUUUUCUUUCCAAUAAAGGCAUUUAA